AUGGGCGAAGUCGAAGAUCUCCAGCUUAAGAUCGCCAAGCUUCAACGUGAAAAGCAAGAAGCCCAUGAUGUCAUCUUAGGCCUCCAAAAGGAGAAGGAGGAAAACACGCGCAUGCGAACCAUCAAGAUACCAAAGGACAUACACGACACAUCCUGCUUGCUAACCCUGACCCGCCUUGUCUGGUCUGGCGUCCACUCACUAAUCACACCUAGAUCAAGCGCUAGGUUCAAAGUCCUCGGCAACGACGUCCGGCCGCACCAGCAUCGUCGGCAAGUUUUAUCCGCAAUAGAAGAGCUUCCCAGCGAAUUUCUAGGCUCUGAAAAAUUCCUCAAUGAAGCCAAGACAUCAUACUUUCUGCAUGAGACGCUGCAGAAGCCAACUCAACGAAUUCUCAACGCGUAUCUGCGAGCCAUCAAGUGUCCCAAGAAGCUCUAUUUCGACAAGCGCACCACUCAGCCUGACUGCCUCGUGCUUUGUGCGGACAUCCUCACCAGCGCAGCCGAAUUGGAAGCAGCUGCCGAGACGGAACAGGCAGAGCAAGGCGUCGACUGUUUUGCUGACCAGGGCGACGACGUGGCCGCCGAGCCAGCCAGCACAGUCCACCAUGUCCAUCGCAUCUCCAUCGCCGAGCACAAGGCCGUACAUCGUCUACGCGCCGCGGCCGUUGCACGCUACGCCCGUGGGACAAUUUCCGAAGAUUUUAUCGGCCAGCUGGCCCAGAUUGCACGGUCAGCCACGGCCUCGGCGGCGACGACUACCACGGGUACAGCAGCAGAGCCGCAGGACGCAAACGCCAUAGCGAUGGUACAAGAAGACGCGGUGCGCCAGGCAGAGCGUGGCCCACCUGGGCAGGUCUUCUUUGCGCGAGCCUUGACCCAGGCCUUUCACUAUAUGGUGGCCUCGGGUCUCGAAUACGGCUACAUGGCCACCGGCGAGACGCCCUCCCUCUUACGAGUGCCGAAAGACGACCGGACAACACUCCUGUACCACACCGCUCUUUUUCCUCUGUAUACCCGGCUGCAACUCGGUGCGGAUGGCCAAAUCGCGGCCGAAUCGGACACUACUUUGCCACCCUCGCCAGCACUAACCGGUGCCAAUGUGGACGCCACCCAGCUUGCCGUGUCUCUGCUUACAGCUCUCAGCCUGCUAGCGUUUGAGUCGCAACCAGAGCCGGUGCGCCAACGAAGCAUCAACAUUUCACAGCUAACACGCUUUCCCAAUGCCCCCAAAACGAUUGCCCCUCAACCGACCAGCCGACAGAGCGGUCGCAAGCGGCGAAACGAUGACGAUGAUGAUGGCCGCGGCAGUGAUGAUGGCAAUGACAACGACAGCGCCGUGGGAGACAUGUGCAGCCAGAAACGGUACUACAAACGACAACGGGCAUGUCUUUUAGGCCUCAUGCGGGGCAGCGAGCUGGAUGUCAAGUGUCCCAACCUAAUCCUGCACCGGCAGGCGCUGCAGCGUGAUGGUACGGACCUGCGCACGCGGCCGACGGCACAUGCGAUCACGGCGACUGAGCUGCACGAGCUCGUACGCCUGCAGCUGCUGGCCAACGCCGAGCAGGACUGCCACUGCUUCCUCGAGCAGGGACUGAGCGGUGCCAUCGGCUGUCUCUUCAAGAUCACCAUCACGGGCUACGGCUACACCUUUUCCGCCAAGGGUGUCGAGGAACACUUUAGCGGCCGUCUGCGUCGCGAGGUGCGUGUCUAUGAUGCUCUGGCGCCGCAGCAGGGAAGCUCCCUGCCAGUGUGUCUCGGUCUUGUGGAGCUGCUGCUACCGUGGCCUAUGGCUAACGGUGCGCUGGUCACGCACAUGCUGCUCAUGUCAUACGCCGGACGGCCGCUUUUAACACCGGCCUAA
Grosmannia clavigera kw1407 is the source of this 1860-nucleotide messenger RNA. RefSeq lists its product as uncharacterized. Bases 1 to 1860 code for a protein of 619 amino acids. The transcript has 4 exons. The record is from RefSeq and is a predicted model, not a curated record. Lineage: Eukaryota; Fungi; Ascomycota; Sordariomycetes; Ophiostomatales; Ophiostomataceae.